Magallana angulata is the source of this 669-nucleotide messenger RNA. Its product is annotated as multiple epidermal growth factor-like domains protein 10. The transcript is spliced from 3 exons. NCBI's taxonomy places the organism in Eukaryota, Metazoa, Mollusca, Bivalvia, Ostreida, Ostreidae. Bases 36 to 620 code for a protein of 194 amino acids. Gene Ontology annotation, molecular function: scavenger receptor activity. The record is from RefSeq and is a predicted model, not a curated record.
CGCAAAUUGAAAAACAUAGGAAAAAACCAAAUGCAAUGGGUUGUCAACCAGGCUAUUAUGGCAAAUUUUGCAACACUACCUGUCCUUCAGGAUAUUAUGGUCUUAAAUGUGGCAGCAAAUGUAUUACAGAAUGUUUAGACUGUCAUCAUGUCAAUGGCUGCUUAAGUGACUUCGAAAAAACAACAGAAUCAAAGAGUUCAGUGCUUGAAUACAGAGACAUAUCCACUGUUUCUCAAAAUUAUAUUCAGGGAACUAGUGUCAGCUUGAAGUAUAUUUUCUUUGGUGUAGGCACUGCGAUUGCCAUUGUGCUACUCAUAGUCAUCAUAAACGUGAUCAGAAAGUCAACAUCUGCACAAAAAGGAAAAGACCAGGGGCCGAAAGAUAAUGAUAAUAAGACAACUGAUGUUACAGUUUACUAUGCACAAUGCAAAAACAAUUCAUUCUGUGAAAAUGAACUAUACUUGAGUAAAAGAAGCGGUGACUGCAAAACGUUUGAUGCCCUACACUGUAAAGAAUCACAUAACCAACCUGUUUCUUCUUCAUCUAGCAAUAAACCAAGACACAAUGAUAUGAUAUUACAAAGAAGCUACUCAUUAGUAAAAUUAUCUCUGGAUGUUUAAUAUUAACUCAGCUUUUUUGUUUUAUUUUGCUUUGUUUAUGUUUUUUGUU